UGUAACUUGUGGUCGAUUCAGUUCAUACGCGUCUACUGCUGGCAUCUGACGUUCGAAAGGCAGGAGCGUCACUGUUUGGUGGUUUUGGAAAAAGAAAAAAAAAAUCACCGAAAAAAUCGAUUAUUCCUCGAAUUUUUGUUGUUUAAUGACAUUUUUUGCGUUUAUUGAGAGUCGGUCAACAUUUUGUUACUCCUGGACGUGCGCGACCCCUUAAUUAUGGUGUUUUUGUUUCGUUCCACGUGCAAAUCGAUAAAAGCCAUUGCACCUUUUCCGUAGUCUCGAUGACUCAACGUGCAGUGCGAUUCCGCACGUCGAGUCGGUCUGCGAUCCCUCAGACGCUUUGUCAUUGUUGUUUGACACUCGAAGGCUCGUUGACAGCGCCAAAAAUCCGUUUUUACUGCAAAGAUUGGGUCGAUUUCCGGUGGCGUUUGGGGAUGGAGACUUCCGGUUUCCGGUGGCAUUGAAAAUUCGUGUGGUGACUUUUUAACUGGGUGCGGAUGAGCAAAGGAGGAGUGUCAAAAUCCUUGGUCGAUCAAAAUUGAAAUAUUUGAAAGGUUGACAAUGAAGGAGGUUUUGACAGCUGUCAUUGGAUCCUGGAUUUUGGUGCUUUUCGUCGGGUUUGGGGACACGAGAUACAUGGAGGGGCUCAAUGUCAAUCUUGGCGAAGCGUUACAAUUUCUCCGAGAAUACGAUCGCGAGGCUUCGAUCGCUUGCAGCCGGUUGACAAUGGCACAAUGGAAUUUCGCGACGAACAUCACCGACGCCAAUCGCCGUAGAAUGCUCGAGGAACAGACACUCAAACUCAAGUUCGAAAGAUCCUCGUGGCGAAAGGCCAUCACCUUCGCCUGGACCAGGAUUCCCGAUCCCCUGACGAGGAGGCAACUUAAAAAAAUCGUCGUGAAAGGUCGAAACGCCCUGACCGACGACAAGUUCAACGAGAUUCACCACCUGAUCGUCGAGAUGAAGGAACUUUACACCAGGACGAGGUUGUGUCCUUACAAAAAAAUGGGAGCUUCGUGCAAUCUGGAUCUCGAUCACGACGUCGCCAAAAUCAUGGCAGAGUCGAGAGACUACGACGAGCUUCUACACUAUUGGCGCGCUUGGCACGAGGCCGUUGGGCCACCAUUGAAAAACAAGUACAUGAGAUACGUGCAACUGGCCAAUCAAGCUUCGAGGCUCAAUGGUUUCGCCGACGCCGGUGAGCAGAUGCGGGACUCGUUCGAGGAGGAUUACUUCCAGCAGAACAUAGCCGAGGUGAUAUCGGCGAUAACGCCACUGUACAAGAACCUGUUCACGUACGUGAGGUCCAAGCUGCUGGAGCGCUACGGGGGCGAAAAGUUGCGCGAGGACGGUCCCCUUCCGGCCCACUUGCUCGGGAACAUGUGGGCCCAGAAUUGGGAGGGUAUUUACGAGCUCGUGGAGGCGUUUCCGGCGGCGAGGAAGUUGGACGUGACGUUGGACAUGAUGAUUCAGGGUUUCACGCCGUUGAGGAUGUUCCAAAUGGCCGAGGAGUUCUUCACGUCCCUGGGGAUGAAGCCCAUGCCUCCGGAGUUCUGGCGGUCCUCGAUGUUCGAGAAGCCGAUCGAGCGGGAGGUCAAGUGCACGCCGAGCGCUUGGGACUUCUGCAACCGGUUGGACUACCGGAUAAAGCAGUGCACGAGGCUCACCACCGAGGAUUUGCUCUCGACCCACCACGAGAUGGCGCACCUCCAGUACUACUUGCAGUACAAAGACCAGCCGUUGAUUUUCAGGGGCGAGGCUCUGCCUGGGUUCCACGAGGCCGUGAGCGACGCGAUCGAGCUGUCGAUCGUGACGCCGCGCCACCUCCACAGGAUCGGUUUGUACAACAAUUCCACGGAGGAUUACGAAACGAACAUCAACUUCCUGAUGCUCAUGGCGCUCCGGAAGGUGGCGUACUUGCCCUUCGCCUACAUCGUCGACCAGUGGAGAUGGCGCGUCUUCAGCGAUGGCGUCGUCGACAUGACGACCAGGUGGUGGGAACUCAGACUCCAGUACCAAGGCAUCGUCCCACCGACGAUCCGCACCGAGAGGGACUUCGAUCCAGCCUCAAAGUAUCACGUCCCGGCCGACAUUCCUUACGCCAAAUACUUCGUCGGCGUCGUCCUCCAGUUCCAGCUGUACGAAUCCCUGUGCGAAGUCUCCGGGCAUACGGGCGAUCUCCACACUUGCGAUCUCUACCGGUCCAGAGAGGCGGGGAGACUGCUCACGGAGAUUCUAUCGCCAGGCUCAUCGAGAAGCUGGCAGGACAUCGUGAGGCAAAUGACGCGAGGAAAAACCAACAGAAUCGACGCGAGCGCGCUGAUCCGUUACUUCGAGCCGUUGAACAAGUGGCUGAAGCGUCAGAUCCAGAUGGAGCCGGUAAUCGGUUGGAUAACGAGUCAGGAGGACACGGCUCUUUUCGCCCACUGGUACGGGAGCGGGGGUCAUUCGACGAGGAGCUCCUUGACCUCGACCUUGGUCCUCGUCUCGUUGAUUUUCCUCGCGUAGCUCGGAGCGCGGAAACUUUAUUUUCCUCACUUUU
This is a messenger RNA of Venturia canescens, 2542 nucleotides long. Its product is annotated as angiotensin-converting enzyme-like. The coding region runs from base 562 to 2508 and encodes 648 amino acids. Gene Ontology annotation, cellular component: plasma membrane. The record is from RefSeq and is a predicted model, not a curated record. Gene Ontology annotation, molecular function: metallopeptidase activity; peptidyl-dipeptidase activity. NCBI's taxonomy places the organism in Eukaryota, Metazoa, Arthropoda, Insecta, Hymenoptera, Ichneumonidae. Gene Ontology annotation, biological process: proteolysis. The transcript is spliced from 11 exons.